Centruroides sculpturatus (bark scorpion) is the source of this 4528-nucleotide messenger RNA. RefSeq names its product nephrin-like. Gene Ontology annotation, cellular component: cell-cell junction. The coding region runs from base 848 to 4099 and encodes 1083 amino acids. Gene Ontology annotation, molecular function: cell adhesion molecule binding. The record is from RefSeq and is a predicted model, not a curated record. NCBI's taxonomy places the organism in Eukaryota, Metazoa, Arthropoda, Arachnida, Scorpiones, Buthidae. The transcript is spliced from 19 exons. Gene Ontology annotation, biological process: cell-cell adhesion.
GCACACUUGAUGUUAGAAUGCAACUAACUUGAAUAGAGUUGUUGUAUAUGUGAGAUUAGCAGUGGGCCACUGGGCUCAUCCCAAAUGACCACUUACUCUGCAACAGGUUGGUAAAACCCGUUCUUGGCUUGUCGGAUGGCUAGGAGGGCAAAAAUUUGAGUGGGGAGUGCGUUGGUAAGUCGGCAGGUGUCCUUCAGAGACAGGAGACAGGUUUAAAAACUAAACAAGCAUUUAUUUAUAUAAGUAAGCUAGGAUACAUAGGUUAAAUGUGAUUAAAUAAGUUCACUAUAAAACAGGGACGCUCUAAUAGCUUUACCUGCUAGUCUGAGAGAGCGUUCACAAAGCUCUAAAAGUACAAAUACCUCUAUGCGGAUAUGUCUAAUAUGUGUUUGUUGAAUAGGUUCGUUAAUGGCGAUGGAAGUUCAAAUGACUGUGGUUGGUCGUAUGUUCUUUUGUUCCAGAGUAUGGAGACAAGUAUGGCACAUCUACCAAGUAUAACUUCCGAGGGAUUGCCCAGAGCUUUCGGGGACUUGAGCUUUUAUACGUUAUUCAUGGGAAAUGAGUCACGUGAUCGACUUCUGUUGACACUUAUGGUGCAUUCCGAUCAACUAACUGUCAACUUUCCCACCAUAAUGUGAAAACAAUCGGUGACCUCCGAUAUAUCAGGAAGAAAAAGUCAACAUCAAUAUUUUCGAGUUAGCCCCAAGGAUACAGAAACUGUAGAAGGACAGAAUGUAGAAUUGCAUUGUCUCAUAGGUAAUCAAGCUGGUUCUGUGCAGUGGAGUAAAGAUGGAUUUUUACUUGGUAAGGAUUUGAUCCAGAGAUCCCAGGCUAUCCACGAUAUACUAUGGUAACAGACGAAAAGCAUGGAAUUUAUAAUUUAUUAAUAAGGGAUGUCAGACUUGACGAUGAAGGAGAAUUUCAAUGCCAGGUCAAUACGGUUGGUCCGACUGAUGACCAGAAACCAAUUCGAGCAAAUGCAAGACUGAGAGUAUUAAUUCCUCCAAGAAUAAUUACCAUUAAUAAUAUACCAGGAGAUCAUCAAAUUGAAAUUGUAGAAGGUGUUAAAGUCACUUUAAUUUGUGAAGCAAGAGGAAGUAAGCCACCAACACAAUUAAAGUGGUAUUGGAAAAAUAUGGAACCAGUACCAGAACCAACAAAAGAAUCCAUAACAGAUGAUGGCCACAGGAAAUUUUCUACAAGUAGUUUGAUAACAGUUCAUCCAAAACAAGAAGAUGCAGAUGCAACAUAUGUUUGUGAAGCACAUCAUCCUGCACUUAGACAUGUUUUAAGGACAUCAGUAACUAUCAGUAUUUUAUUUAAUCCAGGACCACCAGAAAUCGAAGGAUAUCAGGAAGGAGACAUUAUUCAAGUUGGAGAUACUUUAACUUUAGCUUGUAUUUCGAGAGGGGGCAAUCCACCAGCUAAAUUAAUGUGGUAUCGCGAUAAUGUGCUGGUAGAUACUACCUACACGACAAGUGGUCGCGAGACCACAAAUACUCAUACUUUUACGGUUUUUGCUACAGACAAUAAUGCUAUGUAUCGAUGUGAAGCUUCCAAUUCUAUUACACGUGAUUCCUUAACUGCAUCAGUGAAAUUAAAUGUUCUUUUUGCUCCUGCCAAGGUAACAAUUACUGGUCCUCCAGAAGCCAAACGUGGUGAUACGGUGACUAUGCAUUGUACAACAGAACCAAGUAAUCCACCAUCACAGUUGAGUUGGAUGAUUGACAGUCUUCCAGUUAUAGGGGGAGAAACAGUUAGAACAGCAACACUGAAGGGAUGGGUGACAUCAUCUAAUCUUACAAUCACUCUAACUAGGCAGGAUCCUGAUGUGAAAGUGUUUUCUUGUUAUGCAGAAUGUUUACCUUUAAGAGAAACCAUAUUUCAGCAAUAUAAAUUAAAAAUUAUUUAUCCUCCAAAACCACCAACAAUUAUUGGCUAUGAAGAAGGAAAGCCGCUUAGAAUUGGAGAUUUUCAAAGAUUUAAUUGCGUUACACUUGGAGGAAAUCCACCUGCUGUCCUUCGUUGGCUGAAAGGCGAUAGAGAGAUAAGUACUCCAUUGAUUGUCAGUGGUAGUGGAGUAUCUACAGAACUUGUCAUUAGAGCCGACAUCUCUGAUAAUGGUGCUGUUUACAGAUGCGAAGCAAAUAAUUCAGCAACAUUGCAUCCAGUUUCGGCCUACAUUAAGACAACAGUAUAUUUUCCUCCAGAUAAUGUUACCAUUAAUGUGCAUCCAAGUUUGCCUCGAGCUGGCCAAAUGGUAACAUUCACUUGCACGUCUGGUAGUAGUAAUCCAGUCUCUCGGAUAACCUGGAGAAAAAAUGGAAUUAAUAUUCGUAAUCAUAGAGAAGAAACAAUUAGUUCAACACAUGGUGGCAUAGCUACUAGAAGCCGUUUAUUUUUAACUGUUUCAGCUGAGGAUGAUAAUUCGACAUUCUUGUGCCAAGUUCGAAAUGAUGUUCUUCAUCAUACCCUCCAUGAUUCCAUCACUUUACGUGUUCUUUAUGGACCUAUAUUUCCAGUUCAUUCAAAGUUUGUGGAAAUUGUUGAAGAUGAAUCUGCAAUUGUUAAUUUAACUGCCAAAGCUAAUCCUCCAACUAUAUGGUAUACUUGGACUAAAAAAGGAAGCUUAGUUCCUUCUUUAAUGUCUUCUAAACAACAGGUGCCUAUGGUUAUGGCCGAAAGAGGUGUCUUGUAUAUAUGGCAUGCAGCGCGUCAUCAUGCCGGUACUUAUGUAUGUGAAGCAGAGAAUUUGGAAGAUGUUUCUAAUGCAACAGUUGUUUUAAAUGUUUUAUAUGGUGCUAACAUAACCAACAUAACAUCCCUUGUUAAAGCUAAUGAAGGGGAAAGUGUUUGUUUUGAAUGUGUUGUUGAUGCUAAUCCUCUAACUGAAGAUGUUGUGGUAUGGAGGAAAAAAGAUAGUGAAGAUAUACUUAAUUUUGUUGUUAUGAGAGAUAGAGCUGUUGUCACUGUUUUUAAUGUUACGAAGAAUGACAGCAAGAUUUAUGAGUGUGUUGCAUAUAAUGGCAUUGGAGAACCUGUUGUUAGAACAGCACAGUUAGUUAUAUUAUACAAACCUGUUAUUCUUCAUUCCCAAAUUCAGCCAAAAGUUGCCGGAGAAUUAAAAAUGGAUACUAGAUUAUAUUGUUUCGUCGACUGUAGUGACGAAUUGAAAUUUGUUUGGUCAUUUAACGGAUCAGUUAUCACAGAUUCGAAUAAGUACAAAAUAGAAGCAAAAAGAGAAGAAAUUGAUGUUUGGAAAAGUGUACUUACUAUUAAGAAUGUGGAUUAUGAUAAUUUUGGAAUCUAUACCUGCCUUGCAAGAAAUUCUAUUGGAUAUGAUUUUUUUAAAAUUAUACUUGUUCAAAAGAGUAUUCCGGAUAUUCCUAAUAAUUUUUAUGCCUCAGAAAUAACUCAUGAAAGUGUAAUUUUAAGAUGGAAGCCGGGAUUUGAUGGUGGAUAUCAACAGUCUUUUUAUAUACGAUAUAAAAAAUGGAAUGACAAAAUAUGGACUAAACUUAAUGUUGCAGAUAAUUUAUGUAAAGUUAAAGACUUAAUGCCCGAAACUGAUUAUGUAUUUAUGCUCUCUGCAACAAACUUCAUGGGAGAUACAGAAGAAAGGACAUUAAAUAUUACUAGUAAAAGUUUUCCUAUCUUGAAUACAACAAUUGAUAAAUCUAGAACUGGAGGAAAAAAGAAUAUCCAGUUAUGGUGGAUCACAGCAGCUGCUGUUGGAGGUUUAUUAGUAAUUGUUAAUAUUUUGUUAUUUUUUUGUUUUCAAAAAAGAAGGAAUUGGAACCAAAGAGCAUGUGCAGUGAGAAGAGAGAGUUUAAUUGCUGGUUCAACUGAUAAACCAAAAGAAGUGAUAGGUUUACAAAAAUUACUUAGUAAUAAUGGUAGAGCUUUCUUCUUUACUGCCACAUUAUCACAGGACCACAUAACUCUUGAAGAUUUCCAGGUUAGUUAUAAUUUCUAUUUUAUAUAUAGCCAUUUCUCUUAUAAUGCAGUAAAUGUAUUUAAAAAAAAUCAUUACUCUGUAGAAUUUUCUGCAAUAAAAGUAACAGAGCUAAUAGUGAUAAAAUUAGGGGCAGAACAUUGAAAACCUAGUCUUAGAAAGCAUUUUUUUUAUUUAAAGCUUUUUUUCAAUAUGUACAGCUUUCCUAUUUUUGCCUACUACUUGAUUCUUAUAACCAGGAUAUUUACUCAUUUUUUGGGAGGGAUGCUGUAUUAAUACUUUGUGUACUUUUCUUGAUAAAUCUUGGGAUAACACCAUUCUACACAUUAGUAAACUGGGGUAAGAGAGAAGAUACAGUGCAUGGGCUUUGUAUAUUCAUGUGCAGAUCAUUUUUCAUGAUACCUUAGGAACACAAAGCAUAUUUAUGUUUAAAAAAAUUAUUUAUAGCUAAGAUUUUGCAUUUGGUGAUUUUAUUUUCCUAUUUAUCUUUCAUGUAUGAAUAAAUUUGUGCAUUAGGAACAUGUGCUAUAACAAAAAAGACUAAAUGUAAAAUCAAUUUUUAUGUAUAGAAUG